AUGCGUUCCAGUCUAGUCUCCCGAGUGCUGCUGGUGCAGUUGGUAGCGUUGUUGUUGGUGGGUCUUGCGGUCGGAUCCCCGGCCCGACUCUUGAAACGACUCAACAGCAAUGAGCUGUCUCUCUGUGAUACUGACGAGUUCAUCUCGGACGUCUGCUAUCAGUGCAGCACGGCGCACGCCGCAGACUUUCUGAUGGUGUACAAGUUCUGCUGUUCCCCCGAGCGGAACGAGAUGAGGACCUACUGCUCCGGGAUCUACACCAAGCCACCGAAAAGGGGCGGGCUUUGGCUGUCGUAGACUCCGCCCAUCGUCGGUGAAGAGGCUAAGAGACCAGAGCUGUGUCGUUCCCGCGCUUGCAAUGAAUGAUUUACCUAGGCUAUCACCAUCCUGUCUCGGACUGAUUCCCAACGAUGUGGACACAACGACCUUCACCUUUGACCCGUUAUCACGGCUGCAGCCUGUCUGGCUGGUUGACUGAAUCAAAUUCAAGCGUAUCUAAAAAUAGAAACGUUGAGUUAACUUUCACCUUUGUGACACUAUAUAUUAUUUAUUGUAACGGUCAGAAGGUCUAGACAUGAGAUUUUUCAAAAGUUUCGUUUAGAAAGUUAUUGAAGCUUUACGCCCCAAGUCUAGUCAUUUACGUUCGUCUGCGGAAAAGGCAGUAUCUAAGCCAGUCAUUGCGUCCCCCGUGUGUGUGUGUGUGUUGUCUAACUCUAAGCCAUGACUUCUGAACAUAUCAAAAGAUGAAGUCUUUACUUGUGGAAGGUCGGAGAACACCAAGAGGUGAUUGCUAUGCCUUGAUCUUUUAUCAAUCUGUGGCCACUUGUAAAAAGGACAAAACUGGUUGAUGAAUUGCAAUUUUGCUGAUAUUGAUUAUUAUUAUUAUUAUAGUAUCUGUUGCUUUAGCCUCCUAUCCUUUUAGUAUUGUGUCAUUUCAUUUAGUCCAGCGAGCUUGACUGUUUUGUUGAACGAUUCCACAAUUAUUUAUUCCAA
Messenger RNA from Aplysia californica (California sea hare), 993 nucleotides. RefSeq names its product sodium-influx-stimulating peptide. Lineage: Eukaryota; Metazoa; Mollusca; Gastropoda; Aplysiida; Aplysiidae. The record is from RefSeq and is a predicted model, not a curated record.